Zootermopsis nevadensis is the source of this 1917-nucleotide messenger RNA. RefSeq lists its product as uncharacterized. The record is from RefSeq and is a predicted model, not a curated record. NCBI's taxonomy places the organism in Eukaryota, Metazoa, Arthropoda, Insecta, Blattodea, Termopsidae.
GGGACUAGGGCGCCGUUGAGACGGGGAGGAGGAGAGCGCGCACCAAAGGCUGGAGUGAGCACUCAGUUGCCUUGCGGAGGACGCUAAGCAAACAGGAGUACUCGCGGCGCGCCUUCGUAAGAAAAGUUUCCGUGUGUUUCUGUGUGGUUGACAGAAAUGUUCACAGCUCAAAGGGGUCCCUCGCGUUCAUCGGAAUACUGUAGCUGCGGAGAUACGGGAAGCAGCACGAGCAGUACCGGCACCGCCGAAGAGACCGGUCAACUUGCACUCUUCUCAUUCAUCGUUCCGACGCAUCGCGGCAGUGACCAUCAUUACCUUCGCAAGAUUCUUGCAAACAACAUAUAUUUCAGGGAUGGCCUGUUGCUCAGCUCCAAUGAAAAAUGUGUACUGUUUCCAGUGGUCCACUUCACAGAAAACUAUUAUGAGACAUUACAUCAUCAAAUGCAGAAAGGGCAGUUUCUUGAUGAACACAUGCUGGGGAGUGAAUUUAUUUUGCAUCAAGGAUUAUAUCGUGAGGUGAGAAGCAUUAUUCCAGAGACAGAGUUACUUUCGUCAUCUCAACACAAUCAUGUUGCCUACAUGCUCUUAAGCUUCAAAACUCUGGAGAGGAAUUUCAGUCAGGUAAUGCUGGAUACUUGGAAGGACUGGACAGGGGCACGUCACAUUUACAUGAACCUUCCUGACAAGCUGGGUCUCACCAGGAUAAGUUUCUAUCACAGAGAAGCUCCGCCCAGUCUCUCACCCUUCACGUACCUUGUACUUGCAGAGUGCAGAGGCAUUACUUCAAAGGAGCACCAGAUUCAGCUGUUGGACUUUGCACAACGGAUGAGAGUAGAGCGGAUGUCAGGAUCCAUUUCUGUGUACAGUUCAGAGCCCCUCUCCAGAAGCCAAUUAGAACCGAAUCCUCAAUAUACUGCUAACAACUCAAAUUCUGAUCAUUCCAAACACAACUCAACGCGAUGGCUUCACAGUCUGCAGUGAGCCUGAUGGCUUAGUUUCUGCUACCUUCGGCACACUCAUCUAUACUCACCACUGAGGGUUGUUGUUCAGAGAUACAUCAUUCAGAUACGAUAAAUAGUAAUAAUGUUGCAAAGCAUGCUAGAAAAAUAACAUGUACUUAUAGGUCACUUACAGUAGACUAUUUUUAUAUCACAGUACAUAACAAGCUUAAGUAACAAAUUUAGUUCUAGGUUAUUAUUCCAAGUAGGUUUACUGAAGUGGUAACACUUCUAAAUUGUAAUCAAGAAGUAUCAAAUUUGAAUCUCAGCUGAAGAUCUGGGAGACCCAACAUUUUUCAUAACUCUCCUCAGUUUCUUCAUAGAUGGACAAAAAUAUCUUGAAAUAUACCACGACUACUCCUUCCCAAUCCUUUUCACUUUACAUCCAUCCACCCCAUGUGAUGCUAAAUAAUCUCUGCAGUUUGAUACAGCAUUGUUAAAUAUCUAGUAUGAUGAAUCAAGCAGUGAAAUGUAACUUUCAAAUCCAAGUUCAAAUCUGAACUGCAUCAACAGAUAAUGGAAACCAAUAUUCAAUAUCUAGACAGAGGUUAGCAUCCGAGUAUUCUUAACAUGUUUUGUGGUCUGGACACUGCACUCCACGAAAAACAACCCCCAAUACCCAGCAGAUAAGAGGGUAGGGAGGCAACAGAACUGCUCUGGGCAUGGCUGUACCAUUAACUGGUAAAACUGGAGUCUGACAGUCCUCUAAAUUACCAUUGACUGCUUUCAUCAAAAUGGUAUCUUGCAUUCAGUACUGGCAAAACUUUGUAACAAAGGCUGUGUGGCACUGACACAUCAAAAUACUGGUGGAGACUAUUAAUAUACUGAAACAAGAAAUAAAAAAACCAACACAUGUACAAAAUUCAUUUAAAUGUUUCUCUAUACUAAAAUUAAAUAAAACUCUUUUGUUAUUAGAUUA